AUUUUUAUAUUUUUUUCCGAGAUUUUUGACAUUGAUCACUUUAGGCAAUCGUAGUGCUAUGAUCGCGAGGUCUGCGCCCCUCCUCAGGCGUCGACGAUUAAGUACGGUAACGAUCUACAAAAGUCUGUUCGUCAAGUAGAACUUUAACUUUUCAAUUUACUUAUCCACGAUCACGAUGCCUAUGCCGCCAGCGCCAGCAGCCUCCCUCGUGGAGAACGCUGAAGGCAGACACUGUGACUCAGUAUCGGCCCCCUCGGGCGGGGACGCAGCGGCGAAGAUAAAUACCAGCACAGCUGCUACCCAGGCCGGUGAAGUAGCACUCGAAGAUGAAGAGGCUGUCGGUGAAUCUCAAUCUUCUGAAAUAAAGGCGAAACGACCUCGUCCAACCUCAAGAGACGAGGAGAACAAGGAUGAUGAAGCGGGAACAUCAAUGGACCUGACCAAGGACAAAAUUUUCAUUCCAUUGGAAUUUGGAUGGGACCAGAACGACUCGCACGUCAAAAUUUAUGUUGAUUUCAAGGCGGUUAGAAGGGACCACGACAAUCCAGCAGCCGCGCCACUGCAGAUACGUUUCCACUGUCCCGACGAGUGGACCGCGAUCCUGACCGUGAGCGACCGAUUUGCGUGUAAAAUUCCGAAUUUGUGUCAUCGCAUCGACACUAGCGAGUCGUAUAUGAAGGAGAAGAAACCGGUGCUGGACAAGGGGGUGGUGCUGUAUCUGAGAAAAAAGUUACCCAAAACAAAAAAGAUUGUGCUUAGUGGAUGAUCUCAAUCUGUAGUACGUUGCAGAACAUAGAUUAGAAGACGACAAUCAAUUUGCACAUCUGGCAUGCCAUGCGACUUCUAGUACUAGUUCCUCACAUUAUGCCACUGUUUGACGCUACUUACACAGGGACGCCCUUCCCUUAGAGUCUCAACAUGGCAGUUUUCUUUUUUCGGGUAAGUCCAGGCCGUCCCGCACGGGUGCACGCCCGGUGCGUGUACUUAAAUACGUAGAAAAAGAUUGUCAUGCGGUCAGUCCAAGACCAAGAGAAAAAGGAAGGAGGAACAGGAGAGGAAUUCCAGUAGCACAGUUUUUUUCUUGGACAAAAGGAGUUCAAAAACCACUGGUUUAAUUUGCAACAGAAGCGGGGAUGACGAAGAACAGCGCAGCAUUUCUACGACCGGAGAAAGCUGCUCUUCUGCCAGCAAAAGGAACGAAUAAAUCUAUUGUGUACAACUAGAUGAUCGCACAUUUGCAACAUAUUAAGCGAUUUUUUGAAGAUCGCAGACGAGUUUGUCAAAGCCCUAGCAAGGAAAAUAUACGUGAACAGCAAAAUAAAAGAAAGAGAAACCGAAGCGUCGCAGAGUC
Molecule: messenger RNA, 1351 nt
Organism: Amoebophrya sp. A120
Lineage: Eukaryota; Dinophyceae; Syndiniales; Amoebophryaceae
Source: the annotation of a GenBank genome assembly